Molecule: messenger RNA, 621 nt
Organism: Terrapene triunguis (Three-toed box turtle)
Lineage: Eukaryota; Metazoa; Chordata; Testudines; Emydidae
Product: inositol-trisphosphate 3-kinase C-like
Exons: 4
Biological process (GO): inositol phosphate biosynthetic process
Cellular component (GO): nucleus; cytoplasm
Molecular function (GO): inositol-1,4,5-trisphosphate 3-kinase activity; inositol tetrakisphosphate kinase activity
Source: RefSeq, a predicted model, not a curated record
AACAAGCCGUGGAAGAAACUCAAGAGCAUGGUCCACUGGUCGCCUUUCGUCGUGUCCUUCAAGAAGCGCUACCCCUGGGUGCAGCUGGCUGGCCAUGCGGGGAAUUUCAAAGCCGGGGACUACGGGCGGAUCCUGAAGAAGUUCUGCCCGCGGGAGCAGCAGUGCCUGGAGCGCCUCAUGCGGGACUCGCUGCGCCCCCACGUGCCCACCUACUUCGGGCUGGCGCAGCGGGACGGCGAGCGCUACAACCAGAUGGAGGAUCUACUGGCCAGCUUCGAGACACCCUCCAUCAUGGACUGCAAGAUGGGGGUCAGGACGUACCUGGAGGAGGAGCUGGAGCAGGCUCGGCAGCGGCCCCGGCUGCGCUGUGACAUGUACGAGAAGAUGGUGGCGGUGGAGCCGGGGGCGCCCACGCCCGAGGAGCACGCCCAGCGCGCCGUGCUCAAGCCCCGCUACAUGCAGUGGAGGGAGUCGCUCAGCUCCACCGCCACGCUGGGCUUCCGCAUCGAGGGCAUCAAGAAAGCUGACGGCACCUGCAGCACCAACUUCAAGAAGACGCGGCUGCCCGAGCAGGUGGUGCAGGCACUGGGCGACUUCGUGGACGGCGACAGAACCAUUCUG